Bombyx mandarina (wild silkworm) is the source of this 447-nucleotide messenger RNA. It is a transcript of the gene CAPA, whose product is annotated as CAPA/CAP2b protein. The record is from RefSeq and is a predicted model, not a curated record. Gene Ontology annotation, biological process: neuropeptide signaling pathway. Lineage: Eukaryota; Metazoa; Arthropoda; Insecta; Lepidoptera; Bombycidae. Gene Ontology annotation, molecular function: neuropeptide hormone activity.
AUGCAGUCAACAAUGAAGCUGUUAACCAUCAUUACGUUGAUUUCCAUCACCUUCAACAGUUCACAUCAAUCUGGAGCGAAGCUGCGUCGUGAUGGAGUACUCAAUUUAUACCCGUUCCCAAGAGUCGGCAGAGCCUCGUACCGUACCUGGCAGAUUCCUAUCAACGACGUGUACCUGGAUUACGAGCCAGUCGAAAAACGUCAACUGUACGCGUUCCCCAGGGUGGGCCGUGGUGGUCCCCCAUCGGACCGCAACGAGCCCCACGACGACUUACUAGGACUUCACUUAGACGACCCCGGAAUGUGGUUCGGACCUCGACUCGGUAGGUCAUUGAAGAAUGGUGACGAUGAUGUUGUCAACCAGAACGAAGACGGUCGCAGUGAGCGGGAACCAAUUGAUCAAAUCGCGCACGAAGAUAGAAUGAAACGGCGCAGUAAAUUACUCUAA